AUGCCAAAAGACGAAACUGAGGAAGAAGAUCUUUUCCGUACCAUGAAAGUCAAAAAAAUUGAGAAAAAACAGAAAACUCCAGAGCCACCAGCACCACCAGUUAAAAAGCAACAUGUCCCAUUUUAUAAAUGUUCAUACUGUAAUUACAAAACCGACGAUCAGAAAAGGUUGAAAAGGCAUACGGUAGGUCCGGAAUAUUUUUCCCUGGUGGUCCCUGGGUCCCUGGGUCCAUGGGUCCCUGGGUCCCUGGGUCCAUGGGUCCCUGGGUCCCUGGGUCCCUGGGUCCCUGGGUCCCUGGGUCCCUGGGUCCCUGGGUCCCUGGGUCCCUGGGUCCCUGGGUCCCUGGGUCCCUGGGUCCCUGGGUCCCUGGGUCCCUGGGUCCCUGGGUCCCUGGGUCCCUGGGUCCCUGGGUCCCUGGGUCCCUGGGUCCCUGUGGUCAUGUUUUUUGCUCAGAUUGCUCAUCAAAAACCGGGGCAGAUAAUGCCAGAAUGUGAUGUUUGCCAUGCUCGAUUUAGCCAUAAGUUUGGCCUAAAACGUCAUCAGAUGAGCAAUUGCAAGUUUGAGAGUUUCGGAUGCUUCAGUUCGUCUUCAGAAGCUCCAGCAAGCCCUAUGGAGAUUCCAGAAAUAUCUGCUUCUCCAGAGCCCCCGAUGGAUUUUGAGAUCGAGGCUUUCGAAGAUUCUGAAAAAUCUGAAAAUACUGAUAAAUGUCCAGAAGUGGAAUUCAAAAGCUUUGAAAUAUCAGAAAAUUUAAGGAUGAGCAAUCAAGAAGUCUGGAAAUUCUGA
Caenorhabditis briggsae is the source of this 783-nucleotide messenger RNA. The record is from RefSeq and is a predicted model, not a curated record. Lineage: Eukaryota; Metazoa; Nematoda; Chromadorea; Rhabditida; Rhabditidae. The transcript has 6 exons. Bases 1 to 783 code for a protein of 260 amino acids.